GCAAUGAGGCGCAAGCCAGACCCAGCCAUUUUCACCUGGGGACUGUCUAGAUGGCAUUCUGGACGUAAUAUUCGGACAUACCGAUGGAAUUGUCGAUCCCGGGGCAGAGUGGUCGAAGUUUGAACUACCUAUAAAGACAUACAUCUGUACUGCCGUACAGCUUCCACUUUACAAGUUUCUCAAGCAGAUUCUGAGCUUUCAAUAUCUUCUCCUGUCGUACGCUCAGCCCUUCUUCAUUUACACUAUGCAUCUCGCCAAUCUUCUUCUGUUGGCCUCAUCCGCCGCAGCAGUUUCACUGCCAAACUUCCUCGAUGUUUCAUCACUCUUCACUCGCGACAUCCUUGCUCGCAGCUCUGGCUCGUGUCCCGCUGUCUGGACCCAGAUCUCCAAGGACUUGACAGCAAAGUUCUUGACAGAUGGGCAAUGCAAUCCCGAUGCUCGCGCAGCUAUACGAGCUGUGUUCCACGACUGCGGAGCAUGGAACAAAGCCCAAGGCGCCAAAGGCGGUUGUGAUGGAAGUCUCAUCCUUGCAAACGAAGUUGCUCUACCUGAGAACAACGGUCUCCAAGGCAUCGCCGCCUAUCUGCAAACACUUGCCAGUAAUUACAAAGUUGGCGUCGCAGACAUGAUCGUCUUUGCAGGUUCCCACGCAAUUGUUACCUGCCCGGGCGGCCCACGUGUGCAGACAUACGUCGGCCGCAAGGACUCAAGCACCCCUGCGCCAGAAGGUCUCCUUCCUGACGUCAACGCGUCCGCAGAUAGCCUUUACAAGCUCUUCCUAGACAAAGGCCUUGACGCAAGUGACCUCGCGGCCCUCCUCGGUUCACACUCGACCUCCAACCAAUUCCACUUUGACGAGAGCGCAGGAAAUGUCGGCGCGCCUCAGGACUCAACCCCCGGCAUCUGGGAUGUAAAAUACUAUUCAGAGACCACCGCACCGCCCAAGGGCGUUUUGGUGCUGCCCUCUGAUGCCAAGCUUGCUGCGCAUGCCACCGUUGGCAAGGAGUUCAAGGGAUUCGUUAAUAACGCAGGGAAGUGGAAUGGUAAGUUUGCGGAUGCGAUGGCGCGUAUGGAGAGGUUUGGGAGUAAUGGGACUAAUGGUUUGAUUGAUUGCACCAAGGCGUUGCCGAGUGCGACGAAUGCAAAGAGGGAGUUCAGGGGAAUGCCGAUGUUCAAGCCGAGGCAUUAGGGGAGGGUUGAUGAUGGUUAUGAGUUAUGAUUUCGUACAUAGACAACAUCGGAGCUUUCAAUCUUCAAGAUCAC
Messenger RNA from Didymella exigua CBS 183.55, 1263 nucleotides. Its product is annotated as class II peroxidase. Gene Ontology annotation, biological process: hydrogen peroxide catabolic process; response to reactive oxygen species; cellular response to oxidative stress. The coding region runs from base 245 to 1189 and encodes 314 amino acids. Lineage: Eukaryota; Fungi; Ascomycota; Dothideomycetes; Pleosporales; Didymellaceae. Gene Ontology annotation, molecular function: heme binding; peroxidase activity. The record is from RefSeq and is a predicted model, not a curated record. The transcript has 4 exons.